GCUCAUGUCCAGCUUUUUGUCCAUCAGGACCCCUCAGUCCACAGGGCUGCUCUCAGUACAUCCUUCUCCCAGUCUGUCCUUAUCUCUAGGAUUGCUUCAACCCCAGUGUGACACUUUGCACUUGGCCUUGUUCAUCCUCAUUAGGUUCAUGUGGGUGUACUUCUCAAGCCUGUGCAAGUCUCUCUGGAUGGUGUCUCCCCCUUCUGUUCUGUCAGCUGCACCACUCAGCUUGGUAUCAUCAGCAAAUGUGCUGAGGGUGCACUCCAUCCCAAAGUCUAUGUCAUUGAUGGAUCUCUGAGGGACAGUACUCAUGACCAGCCUCCACCACAGAGCCAUUGACCACAAUUGUCUGGCUGUGAUCAUCCGACCAAUUCUUUAUCCACUGAGUAGUUCAGCAUUCAAAUCCAUAGUUCUCCAGUUUAGAGACACGGGUGUGGUAUAGGACCAUGCUAAAGUCCUUGCGCAAGUUUAAGUAUCAGAAAUAUCAACUGCCCUUCCUUUGUCCACUGAUGUCUUUGCUUAUUCAUAGAAGGUCAUCAGACUGAUCAGACAUAAUAGGGCCUUGGUGAAGCCAUGCUGGCUGUUUAGGAUCAUCUCUACAUCUUGCAUGUGUCUUAUUAUCUCUUCCAGGAGGACCUGCUCCAUGACCUUCCCAGGCACAGAUGCAAAGCUCACUAUCCUGUAGUUCACCUGGUCUUCCUUUCUCCCUUUCUUAAAAAUGGGAGUAGUGUUUCCUUUUUUCCAGCCACCAGAGACUUGAUCUGACAACCAUGACUUUUUUUUUUUUUUUUUUUUUUUUUUUUUUUUUGCUCAGACCUCCUCUGGCUCUUUGUGUCUAAUUUUACUUCUCCAAGAAAGAGCCAUUAGCCUGGGGUGGGAGCUGGCAUCAACCUCUCCUGGAGCAAAGCAACUCGACUGUCCCGGCGCCGUGUUUUCAGAAUUCCUUAAAAGUAAAAAUAAAAAUACAAAGGAAUGAGUAAAUAGAAUGGACGCUCUGAUCCAGAUAGGUUAUGCCAAUCUGGUAAUGCUGACUACUGGCUUUGCUUUUGAAAGCUCCUUUCUCUGCUGCCCAGUGACCUAUACUGAAUUGAGCCCGGUGGUUAGAAGUCACAUGUGGUGCUUCCUUGUGUAUUUCACAGGUGGCAUCUUAGACUUUCAACAUUUGGGUAGGUGUCGGUUAAUUCUUUUAAGCACCGACUGAAAUAAAAAAAUCCUUCUAUUAUUACUUUCUGGCGUACUCAGUACAUAACCUGUAAUUAUUUCAAAAAAUACUUGUAAGUUUAAUUGGCAUAUUCUCUCCUAUUUCUUUGCUUUAAGUCUUUAAAUAGAGAAUCUUUCACCAGGGGAAUCUAUCUCAUUUUUAAUGCUGUUAUUCUCAUUAGGUAUCUUUUCUGUGAGCUACUCAUUUGUUGCUGAACCAGUUGGUAAAAUCUAAGGUUUUUUCUAAGGGAUGUGUUUGAUCUUAUUUUACACACAUGCUUAUUUUAACGUUUUUCAGGGUUUUUUGUUUUUUUUUUUUUCUUCACGUGUGUAUAUCUAGAGCAAUGUCAAUAUUGAAAUAUUAAAAUACAGUACGUUCCUCUCUAGAUCUUGCAGCUUAUGGCUCCUAGGACUAAACUGCAGUUGCAUUCCUAACAGUGGAUUUUGGAAAAUGACUGUUUCAAGUUCGUACUAGGAUGGCCUUACCUUCAUGUCAGAUGGCUCUUGGUGGCAGACGCAGGCACAGCCCUGUAGUUGCUUGGCCCUAUAUUCAUCUAGUAUUUUAAAAACUUUCUGGAAGUGUUGUAGCAACAGAAAUAAUAGCAAAUGAAAUUAUUAUGGAGGGAGUUAUACUAAUUCAAAGAGCUACAUCGGAGCUUUAAAAAUGAAAAUGAGUAGAUAAGACAUUCUGUAGUUCUCUUUCUAAAGGAUUUCAUCCUUUUUUAGUAUCUCACCGCUGUAACAGUGUAAUUGGUCUUUUUCUCCCUCUUUCUUAUCAGCUUUAGAUAGAUGUAGACCAAUCUUUCAUCUGUGCAAGCUCAGUGAAGCCGGAAACAGAUAUUUUGUUAAGUGUAAUUCCCUUUGUUAAAUUCAUUUCUAUCUGCAUUGCCCUGUGACCUUUUCAUCCACAUCACCAACAUUUCUGAAAGCUGAAGAGGAUCAGUAUAUAAAAGUACAGAUUGUGCCCCUAAUCUUAAUUUUAAAAGGAAAACAAUAUCAAAUACGUUAUCGAACAAUGGAAUGUAUUUUUAUUGCUGAUUGUUACCUGGGGUACUUUGUUAGGUGUAAUUAAUUAAAAAUUGUUUUCUUGGGAGAAACAUGUACCUUUCUGUUACAAAGAUUUCACUUGGACUUGGUCUUUUUUUUCCCAACUGAUUCUGUUCUGAAGCACGUCUGUAACACCAGUGGCACUAUCAGAGGUGCCAGGACGUGCUGCAGUGCUUACUGUGGCCCACAGGUCAGCUGCCACUACGAGGAAGUGCUUCCCUGUUGCCUCCCUGGCCUCUUUCCACUUUUCAUUAUUCCUUCUGCAGGAACCUUUGGAAUGUGUUUUCCACAAUAAACAAACCACAGAGUGGCUGAGUAGAGCAUCCACUAAAUAGGGUUAGAAAAUUGAGUUAAUAUAGAGCACAGCUUUGUCUGUGCCUAGGCAGGCCAGUUGUGGGGAGGAUGUCAUACCAGCAAUCUUGGAGAAGUGUAUUUUGUGUUCUAUUUCAUGGAUUUCUGGGUAGAUCAAAUUUUCAGCUAUUUCUUAGUAGCCUGGGUCUUGUGUUUUGAGAGAAUUCUGGUGUCCCUGCCAUUGUACUGCUUUUGAGUUUGGUGUCAGUGCACACGAGCUGCUUCCUUGCCUUGCUAAAGACUGGCUUCAUGGUGGGCUUGGGAUCUACAACAUACCGUACUCUGGGCUCAGAUCAAAUUCAGUUUGUUUUGUGGGAGCUGCCCUGAGGUUUGCCUGGGAGAGUUUUUAAAAGGCAAGGUCUGGGGAUUUAGGGAAUUUCAUAGUUCAUAGUGGAUUUGUUUGGUUUUGUUGGUAUAUUUUAAUUUUUUUGUGCAUUGAUGAUAUGUUUUUCAGUAUUUUCUCAUAAAGGAAAACUACAUUGAGUGAUUGAAAAGACAAAUUAAAUGAUUUAGUUCUUACUUCAGAUGCAUCACGUGGAAUAUGUGGCCUUAUGUCAGAGAGCCUUCUGUAGGCACACGUUGUUGGCCCAUUGCUGAGACCUACCUGACCCAUGGAGCAAAGGACAGUGUGGGCACUUUCAGUGUGAGCAGUGCUUACUGCUGAAGUCCAUCUUUGUCCUCUUAAUGUCAUGUGGUAGUCAUGGCAGUGAAAGUGCUCAGUGAGAGAUAUUAUUCAAGGUGGUAAAAACUGCACAGUCCUGGAAACAAGGAUGAAACCAAGGAGAAACACAAGGGAGGUCACACUGUUGACACAGUGCUGGAAUAGUGGCCGGUUGUAGUGGUGUUCCACUGACUGAUACAAUUUUUCUAAUGAAAAAAAAAAAAAAGAGUAAACUUAAAUAUUUUUCAUACCACAAAGUUGAUUAGCUAAGUGUUUUUCUCCUCACACUUUCAGUCAAAAGCUUCUGAAAGAUCCACAUUUACUUGUGCUUGGUUUGUAUCUUUUUCUGUUGACUGAGAGGAAACAGAUGUCACCCUCAGUCUUUUUGGAUGUUCUAGAUUUUCAGAGCUUUAAUAGGUAUUCGUGGAAAUUAAAUUUUGAGAGUAGGACCUAUGUUAAAUAUUAAGAUUUUGGAAAAUAAGGUCAAAGAAACCUACCUGUCUAUUUGAAUUUCAAAUACUGAUACUUACAGGAAAAGUUUGUAGUCAGUCUGCAGAUGGAAAAUGAGGCUUAGAAAGUGUUAAAGGGUUCAAGGAGUGUUAAUUUGAAAAGAAAUAAGCUUUUGCUAAUAGCUCACAAACUGAAGAUAUGACUCAUUUUUGCCAUAAAUUGUUUCAAUUGCUAGGCACAACGCUGAAGUCCCUUCAUAGAGGGAUUUGAUGAUUCAGAUUCCACAUCCAACAAAUACUAAAUGAGGUGCCAGGCCACAAAGUUAAAGAUCACUGGAUUGUACAUGCAUCAUGAAUGAAUCUGCCUCCAGCGGAAAUGGCCAGGAGUUUGAUGUAUUUAGUGUUAUGGACUGGAAGGAUGGCAUAGGUACAUUGCCAGGAAGUGACCUGAAGUUUAGAGUGAAUGAAUUUGGAGCCCUGGAGGUGAUUACAGAUGAAAAUGAGAUGGAAAGUGUUAAAAAAGCCAUGGCUACCACCACCUGGAUGGUUCCAACUGCUCAAGAAGCCUUUUCAGAAAAGACAGGGAUCUCCACAAAGUUGAAGGAAACUGCAAAAAUGGAUGGACUUGUUUUCUGUGAAAACUGUUACCACUAUGGUACUGUAGAAGAAUUUGUUCCUGAAGGGAAAUUUUGCAGCCAAAAAUGUGCCCAGCAAGUAAAAAACAAAGAACCAAAGGAGGAAAAGCCCAACAUGGAAUGCAAUGGGGAUGAUGAAUCCAAAGUCAUUCGGAAAAGAAAAACAAAAUUACCUCUCAAAGAAGAGUCCAGGGAUAAUGAGGAGAAGAAAGAGAAUCCCGAUGAAACUGAGGAUAAAUCUGAAGGCAGAAUUUUGAGGGUCUCGCAGAGAGCCAGAAGAAAACGAAAAGGGGAAAUAACAGUUUUGAAACAAACUGUAUCCUCUAAAGGGAAGCAAGUAUGGUGUUGGGCAUCCUAUCUAGAGGAAGAAAAGGCUAUUGCAGUACCUACUAAGCUUUUUAAAGAGUAUCAAUCCUUCCCAUACAACAAAAAUGGAUUCAAAAUAGGGAUGAAGCUGGAGGGUGUGGAUCCUGAGCACCAGUCAAUCUAUUGUGUUCUCACUGUAGCUGAGGUUUGUGGCUACAGAAUACGACUCCACUUUGAUGGAUACCCAGACUGUUACGACUUCUGGGUGAAUGCUGAUUCUUCAGACAUUCAUCCUGUUGGAUGGUGUGAAAAAACAGGUCACAAGCUUCAUCCACCAAAAGGAUAUAAAGAAGAAGAAUUCAGCUGGCCUUCAUAUCUAAAGGCGUGUAAGGCUCAAGCUGCUCCUAAAUCUCUGUUUGAAAACCAGAAUGCAACAGUGAUUCCAUCGGGAUUUCGAGUAGGGAUGAAGCUGGAAGCCGUAGACAAAAAGAACCCUACAUUCGUUUGUGUUGCUACGGUAACAGACAUGGUGGACAAUCGUUUUCUGGUUCAUUUUGACAACUGGGAUGAGAGUUACGACUACUGGUGUGAGGCAGCUAGCCCACAUAUUCAUCCUGUUGGGUGGUGUAAAGAACAUAAAAGAACUCUUAUCACCCCACCAGACUACCCACAUGCUAAGCAUUUUUCUUGGGAGAAGUAUUUGGAAGAAACCAGCUCGUUACCUGCACCUGCAAGGGCUUUUAAAGUGAAACCUUCUCAUGGCUUCCAGAAAAACAUGAAACUUGAAGUGGUCGACAAGAGAAAUCCAGUAUUUAUCAGAGUAGCAACUAUUGUAGAUACAGAUGACUAUAGAAUAAAAGUCCAUUUUGAUGGCUGGGAUAGUAUUUAUGAUUAUUGGACGGAUGUAGAUAGUCCUGAUAUCCAUCCUGCAGGCUGGUGUACAAAAACUGGACACCCUCUUCAGCCUCCACUGAGUCCCUUGGAGUUAGUGGAAGCUUUGGAGCAUGGAGGAUGUCCCACGGCAGGAUGUAAAGGAGUUGGGCAUGUUAAAAGAGCAAGACAUAUUGGCCAUCAUAGUGCAGUCAGCUGCCCAUACUCCGAGAUGAACUUGAACAAGGAAAGCCUCCUACCUGAUCGGCUCAGCGGGGAGUUGCCUGCAGCCAAUCAUGUCCCCAGAAAUAGAAGAGUGGAAGCAAGGGAAAGAUCCCCCUCUCCUAUAAUCAAUGACAGAAAAUGCCCGAGCCCUGGUCACAUAGGCACAAAAUCUGCAGCUCAUAAUCGAUCAUCUGGGAAAACUGUAUCAGAAACAACUAAGCAGGAAGACAGAGAAAGUGCAUCUCCUUACAAGAAGUCCCAGUUAUGUGAUGUGAAAGAGAAGAAGCCACCUGGAGGAGUACAGACAAAGGACUCUGUAAAGAACAAAGAGUGUGAAGAAAAAGAGACAGGAAAUAAUCUGCUCAUUUCAAAUGAAAUUAAAGUUAUUGAAGAACCCAAUACCCAGAGGUUUCUGUCUCAACCAGUUGUUGUGUCGUCAAAGCUGCAAAUCCCUGGCCUACCCUUGCGCUGGGAACAGCAAAGCAAGCUCCUGCCAAGUGUAGCUGGGAUCCCAGCCAGUAAAGUUUCUAAGUGGAGUACAGACGAGGUCUCUGAAUUUAUACGGAGUUUACCAGGAUGUGAAGAGCAUGGCAAGGUAUUUAAAGAUGAGCAAAUUGAUGGAGAAGCAUUUCUGCUAAUGACCCAAUCAGACAUAGUCAAAAUAAUGAGCAUUAAACUGGGACCAGCCCUAAAAAUCUUUAAUUCCAUUCUGAUGUUCAAAGCUGCAGAGAAAAACUCACACAAUGAACUUUGAAGAUAAUGGAAAACGUGUACAAGCCAGCUUCCUCCACUGGAGCUCAUGUUUUAUUCAAAGCACAAAGACUCACCAGAAUUAUUGAGUAAGGACUCUCAGAAAGGAAGAAAAGUAUGUUCUGCACUGGUGGACUAUUCAUAUUCUCCUAGAGCCAGUAUACAUCUGAAUCCUUCUGGGAAGUGCUCACGCUUUUAAGAAGGUACUUUUUAACAACCAAGUCAGCUUGUCUUAUUUACCAAACUAAUGCGCUAAUUCUCCAUGGAGGGUUAGGAUCUCUAACGUUCUCUGGUCAUCAAGAAAAAACCUUCAUUGAUUAUUUAUGCUGUAUUAUAUAAGGGAACAUUAAUAUUUUCUAAGAAUUCCUGAAUUCUGCUUCGUGUACCCAUUUCACUUUUCGGUAGCUAUUAUUUCUUACCAUCGAAAUAAAAAUUGGUUAGCCAAAAAUUAGGCUAUGGGUAGCCAGAUGAGACUGUUAUGGCUAAUGCAAAUUUGUGCCAUAGUUUAAAAUGAAACGGUUAAUGUUACAUAUGUGACACUUUAUGCUACAGCAUAUAACUUUACAGAUUAUAAAACUGUCUGUUUGCUUGUAACAAAACAAACCUUGUUGGGGUUGAAAUUAUAAUGCUUUUUUGAUAACUGAAUGUUUUUACUUUUGCACGAUUACAAAAAUGUUAUGUGAGUUUUUCCACCAGCAUCUUUAAUGUAUUUUACCAAAAGAUCGGUAUAGAGAAGGCUGCAACUGAAAAAUAAAGUUUGACUUCAUAGAAGACAUUCAUUUAUGCACAAUAGAGCCCCAGCCUUUUACAUGGGAGCCUGCUUACAGUCCUUCCACACAUGAAGGAAAAUACAUGUAUUUUGAGGUAAGACUAUUAGCAAAAAAAGAAAAUAUAUUUAUUCAUGUCUGCACAUGCUAGUCUCCAGUAUACUUACCAAAACAGUGGAGAAAAACAGUGUGCUAAAUCUAGGACUGCUACUCUGGCUUCAUAUGCAACAUAAGCUUGUAUUCCUAGUGGUGGAAAAAUUAUUUAACCCACCACUUUCCAGUUGAAAAAUCUGAUUUAUAAAUGAAGCAUAGCUGGAAAGCCAAAGCAUGGAGGGAAAAGCUACUUAAACACAUAUCCUGCGUAGGCAUGAACUAGGUAAAAGGCAUGGGUUUCACCAGGUCAUUAGCAAGGCUGCAGAUUCCACUAGCAGGUACUUGGAGGCUUAUUAUGUCAGGGAAAUUUGUUGCACUUGGUAUAUAUACGUAAGAUGUAAACCGGAUGCACUUUACACUGGAGAAAGCCUAGAUACUAAUAUACCAGAAUUUUGCUUUUACAAGAAGAGAGAGAGGAGUUGAAUCAAGCUUUUGGCAGCCCGCGUCUUAGUACUGAGGUGGGCAGUUGCUUAGUCUGUAUCCAUUGCACAGAACUUGGAGAAUUUUAAAUCUUCCCUCAGAUUUCACUAGGCUGUUCUUUGGCUGAAGUUCCUUAAGAUUUCAAGAACCCUUUGUGCCCCUUCCAGAUCACACUGGUGACUGGUACCUGCCAUAAUAUGAGGUAAAACAGGGUCAGUAUGAAGUAAGUUGCAUUGCUCUAUUAAUUUCCUUCCAUAGCAUUGCAUAAAUAAUAUUUUUACAUUUUUUGUUCAAUAUUUGUACAGUCAAAUUGCACUCUUAUUGUACUACAAUACAAAUAAAACCUGAAUUGGA
Phasianus colchicus (ring-necked pheasant) is the source of this 8188-nucleotide messenger RNA. It is a transcript of the gene L3MBTL3, whose product is annotated as L3MBTL histone methyl-lysine binding protein 3. The record is from RefSeq and is a predicted model, not a curated record. Gene Ontology annotation, molecular function: histone binding; chromatin binding; zinc ion binding. Lineage: Eukaryota; Metazoa; Chordata; Aves; Galliformes; Phasianidae. Gene Ontology annotation, biological process: negative regulation of DNA-templated transcription. Gene Ontology annotation, cellular component: nucleus.